GUAAACAGGUAGAAUGGGGACAUGAAGCGAGAUUAACUAAAAAUAUACACCAGUCAAAGAGUAAGAGCGAAACAUUUAAAAUGGACACAAAUUAAUCAUAUGAUAGUUUUGAUGCUUUUUUAAUAUUAGUAAAGGCGCGAAGCGUUUUUUUUGUCCGCCAACAAAAGCCAACGCGAUCGAAAAGGAUUACAAAAGGAUUUAAGUCCGUAACAUUAGUUGUUCAUUGGACAAACUGAAACUACACGCAGUAUGAAAAUAAUCCUACUAUCUGUUUAUCUACUACUUCUGUCACAUCAAACAGUGACAGAGGAACAGGUGCAGCAUGUUAUUGGAGAGAAAGGUGAAGACACCACACUGCAAUGCAACUCGCCCCCGGUUAAUGUGUCUACUCUCUAUCAGUGGAAGAAAAAUGGAGUUGUUGUUGCAUCACAAAAACCCCCUGAGCCAUCAGACCAUCUUUCCGUUUUAAACAACGGAUCUCUAAAGAUCAGCAGACUUCAGUACAUUGACGGUGGCCAAUAUCAGUGUGAAUCUCAACCAGAGGGUUUCGACACAUGGCAAGCUCAUUCUAACCUUCUGCUUCAAGUCGCUGGUGGUCCAACUAACAUAGUGCUGAACAUAACUCAAGCAACUGCACUGCAGAAUGGAACGCUAUUUGUCAAAAAAGGCUCGGAUGUCUUUUUCAAUUGCUCUAGCGAUUCUGUACCUUCACAAAACCUGACGUGGAAGUUUGAAAAUUCGACGUCUACAGGACCUGUCGAGAAGGACUUUGGGAGCAAAUCGACCCUUGGGUUUUCUAUAAGUGACAUCCAGCCAGCCGAUCAAGGGAACUAUACGUGUGUAUCCCAGAAUACCCUCUCCAUGAGAACAGAGAGCAAGACCCAGGAACUCCUAGUUUACUAUGCUCCGGAGAGGCACCCAGAAUGCAGCUGGAAAAAGGGAAACAAGGGUCCAUCUGAUGUUUUGUUUAUAUGUACCUGGCAUGAAGGUUACCCGGUGCCCACUCUGGAAUGGCAUGAGGUUUUAAAACCGCCUGUGAUAGCGAAGGGUCCCACUAUCAACUCCACAUCCCAGGAGACGGAGCGUUUGGAGGUGCAUGUGAACCGAUUUAUAUUGUCCGAUGGAGAGGAGGUGAAGUGUGUGGCCCGACACGUAACUGGGGAGGAGAACACCUGUUCCUUCACACUUAAGAUCCCAUAUCCGAUGGGAAACCCUAUGGUCACCGCUCUGGAGGGCACGAAUGUCACGCUCCAAUGUAGUGAGAACAACUCUCUCCCACCAGCUACAACCGUCUGGAAGAAAAAGGACACGGUCAUCAAUAGCACGUCUAAAUACAUUCUGUCUGAAAAUGCUCCCCAAUACACGCUCACUAUAGUCAAUGUGACUACAGAGGAUGAGGGCAUCUAUAAGUGCUAUAGUGAAAAUCCUCUUGGUGUAAAAGAGCUGGAUGUUAUUCUAACUGUAAAAACCACAUCGGGUAACGGAGGGAUCGUGGUUGGGAUCUUUGUCUCGGUUUUAAUAAUCAUGAUCGGAAUCGUCAUUGGCGUGACAGCAUAUACAAAGCGUGACAGAAUUUGCAUUGGUUUAGGAUUUGGGUAAGUAUAAGGAGCAUAUUUGUUCAUAUAAAUGCAAUACCUUCCCACAUGAAGCACAUGACACAAUGCUGAUGCGUUUUUUUUUUUUAGCUCAUCAGAGGACAGAGGGGACAUUUUUCAUUUGGUGGACUCGGACGAAGAGGAGAUUUUCCACGAUGCGGUUCCUCGACUGCCACCGCUGACCAAUGGACACGCAACCACACUUGUAGAGAUUCACAGAAUACCAUCCAAUGAAGAUGCUGCAGACAGUUCUGAAUACACAGAUCAAAUACGUACGGAUCAAACAGAACCAGAGCAAUAGACUAAAUCCAGUUUAACAUCUGGUUUGUAUGUACAGGAAACGCAAUGGCCAACAUGGACUGUGUUAAAUUAUUGAAUUGUCUGAUAUUGUGCUUGUAAAAUAUUCCAGUUACCUGUGAAAAGUAUACAUACAAAAUAGGCCCUGUUUUUAAUUUCAGUAUUAGGUUUUAAUUUACUGCCUCAAAUAGUGACAUUAAACUUCAAAUAUUCAUACUUUGUCAAUGAGCUGUUUUGAAUGGAUUGCUUUCAAUAGUAAUAUUUGGUAAACUGUUGUGUUUUUUGGUAAAAAAGUUUUUUUAACCCCAGAUCAAAAGAUAUUAUAUGAUAAUAGUCUCGCUUUUUUUCUCUAUUAUUUCAGUAAUGUUAGAGACAGAUCAUACUUACACUGAACUGUUACUG
Messenger RNA from Paramisgurnus dabryanus, 2294 nucleotides. RefSeq names its product V-set and immunoglobulin domain containing 10 (gene vsig10). The record is from RefSeq and is a predicted model, not a curated record. Gene Ontology annotation, cellular component: plasma membrane; cell-cell junction. NCBI's taxonomy places the organism in Eukaryota, Metazoa, Chordata, Actinopteri, Cypriniformes, Cobitidae. Gene Ontology annotation, biological process: synapse assembly; cell-cell adhesion. Gene Ontology annotation, molecular function: cell adhesion molecule binding.